AUGGAAUCCCUCCAUAAACUGAUUAAGAUUCGUGGAGCAAACCGAUCCGUGGCAACGAAAUUAGAACGAGAAGCACUUGAGCUGCUCAGCGAACCUGGAGAGCCCCGAGACGAUGAACGGAUUUGUCGAUUAGAAACGAUUUUGGAAUUAUUGGACUCGAAAUUGAAGGAAUUGAAGUUAUUUGACGGACAAAUUAUCGAUGUAUUGGAAGAAGAAGAAAAGAUUGAUAGCGAAGUAACGGAAGCAAACGAAUAUGAAUUUCGCAUCUCUAAUGCCAUACGAAAGAUCAAGCGAAAACUGCAUCCACCAAACCCAUUUUCCCCGGCAACUAGUACAAGAAUUAGAAGACAAUUACCAACAACACCACCGAGCGUGAGAAGGCUUUCUUUACUUAGAACUACACCAAUAACACCAGCCAAUCCUUCCAGUGAUGAACACGACGGAAAUGGAAAUAAUUCCCUUCAAAGUGGAAGUUCGUCUUCGUCGCAUGGAAAUUCAAAUUCGAAACUGCCAAAGUUGCAAUUACCGAGAUUCAGUGGCGAUAUUGUGAAUUUUUUCAGUUUCUGGGAGAGUUUUAAUGCAGCUGUUCACGAGAAUACGAACAUCCCAACGAUAACGAAAUUUAGUUACCUGAAAUCAUACUUGGAUGGACAAGCGGCGAGAGCUAUAGAAGGACUGCCUAUGACCGAAGCAAACUAUGAAAAUGCCCUGCUGAUACUUCAGGAUAGGUUCGGAAAAAAGCAGAAGAUCAUUUCGAAACAUAUGGACGAACUUUUGAAGUUACCAGUUUGUCAAAACGAUAAACCAGCGCAACUAAGAUAUGUGUACGAUACAAUUAACGUACAUGUACGCGGAUUACAGUCAUUAGGAAUCAGUUCGGAUCAGUACGGAAGCCUGUUGAUUCCCGUUAUAAUGUCGAGGGUUCCGAAGGAUAUUUCCCUGCAAAUUGCGAGGCAUACUUCGAAAGAAAUCUGGUCGAUUUCAGAGCUUCUUAUGAUUAUUAAGCAUGAAGUGGAAGCUCGAGAAAUGCGUGACUACAUUCACAUCGCCGACAAUAAGGCACCGAUAACAACGACAAAAAUCCGAGCAACUGGGAACAUGGGUACGACGCCAUGUCGUAAAACAUGCCCAAGUGCAAAAUUUUGCAGUUUUUGCAGAGGAAAACAUCACUCAAGCAUCUGUGAAAGGAAGAGUAAUAAUAGCGGAGCAGAGUCAAUGCCACCUAAUGUUACUGCGAUAUCAAAAGAAAAGAAAUCGACGCAUGUUUUAUUGCAAACUGCAAAGGCAACAGCAGUAAACCCGAGCACCGGAGAAAAAUGCUCCAUUCGCAUUUUGUUCGACAAUGGCAGUCAGAGAAGCUAUGUGACCGAAGAUGUGGUGAAGAAAUUACAACUGAAAACGGAGAUGAAAGAAACCUUGAACUUGAACACUUUCGGUAGCGCUGAGUAUAAAAGUAAGAACUGCAAAUUGGUAAGUUUCCAGAUUGAAUUAAAUGACGGACAGUUAGCUGUUGUUAAUGCACUUUCGUACCCAGAAUUAUGUUCUCCGCUCCCCACCCUUGUAGAAGUAAAUUCUUUCCCUCAUCUACAGGGUUUAGAAUUGGCAGAUGAGGUUGACAUAGGAAGUAAUGAUCAUAUCAAUGUUUUGAUAGGAGCUGACCAAUAUCAUAGUAUCGUAGUGGGGGAUGUAAUUAGAGGAGAAAACGGUCCCGUAGCUGUUAAGAGUAAACUAGGUUGGGUGUUGUCGGGAAAAUUAGAGUCGUCGAAAAUCUCUCAGGAUAAUUUUACGUCGGCAAAUUUAUGUAUUGAGAACCCAAGGCUUACCGAAUCGGAUAAGGAUAAAGAAUUAGUUGAUACACUGAAAGCCUUUUGGGAAGUAGAAAAUACCGGGUUAGAUUGUAACAAGUUAGUUGAUAGUAACGAAACGGAUAAAUUUUGUGACAUAAGGGUACAAGGAGAUCGUUACGAAGUAGGAUUACCAUGGAAACCGACGGAGCCAAAAAAUAUGGUAAAUAAUUUUGAGCAGUGCAAGACUCGGUUGAACUCGUUACAUUCUCGUUUGAUUAAGGAUCCCGAACUGAUGCGAGAGUACGAUGGUAUAUUUAAGGAGCAACUCGCUCAAGGUAUAAUCGAAAAGGUGCCCUCUUCGGAAUUAGAUAAUGACAACGUUAGAUUUAUGCCACAUUUUGGAGUUAUUCGCAAGGACAGAGUUACGAGUAAGGUCAGGGUAGUUUUUGAUGCGAGUGCAAAAAUGGAAACCGAGAAUUUGUCGUUAAACGAUCGUUUAGAACGAGGGCCUAAUUUGAUUCUGAUGUUGUUUGAUGUUCUAGUUAAGUUUCGAACUAAGGUCAUUGCACUUACUGCUGAUAUCGAGAAAGCCUUUCUUCAGAUAGGUAUUAAACAGGAGGACCGUGAUUUUCUCAGGUUUUUGUGGUAUGAUGAGCCACAGUCUGCAAAUCGCUCGAUUGUCCAGCUGCGUUAUGCGCGUUUGCCCUUUGGCCUACGGCCGUCUCCUGCUGUUUUGGGAAGUGUUUUGUUGCAACAUGUGUCAUCAUACCAAGAGAAAAACCCUGAGAUUGUCAAGGUACUCAAGGGUUUAUUUGUUGACGAUCUGUCAACAGGUGGAGAGACAGUAGACAAGGCUUACGAAAUUUAUCAACAGUCAAAACAGGUAAUGAGGGAAGGAAAUUUUAACCUUCGUAAAUGGAAUUCGAAUUCGCAGGAGUUAAUAGAACGCAUCCGAAAAUCUGAAGGUCAAGCAACAACCGGGGGGUCAGACCCAAAGUUAGGCGAAGAGGAUCAGUCUUACGUACAAUCGUGUAUAGGUCUUAGUGCAGAUAAUGAAACUGUGAAAAUAUUAGGGUUGCACUGGAACUCCUCGUCGGAUGAAAUCUGUUAUGAUUUUACGGAGAUUACGCAAUUAGCUAAAACACUUCCAGCAACUAAACGUUCACUGCUAAGAUUAACCGCUAAAAUAUUCGAUCCGUUAGGAAUUUUGAGCGUAUUUACGGUUAGAAUGAAGGCCAUGUUUCAAUCGUUAUGUUUACAGAAAGUAGCUUGGGAUGAGGAAUUACAGGGAAGUGCUAGGUUAGAAUUUAAUGCAUUUCUUUCCAAGCUACAACAGUUAAGUAAGGUUAGAAUACCAAGGUGUCUUAUCAACGGGUUGAGUGUACGCUCAUAUCAGAUUCACGGCUUCUCGGACGCUAGCGAGCAAGCCUAUGCUUGUGUCGUUUAUUUGCGCACAGAAUAUGAAAACGGAGAGGUAGAUUGUAGAAUUAUUGCGUCGAAAGCAAGAGUAGCACCCAUCAAACAGGUAACUAUCCCGAAAUUAGAGUUGAUGGGGGCCCUGUUAUUAGCAGAGUUGAUGGAUACAAUUCGUACUGUUUUGCUUGAAGAAUUAGAUCCGGCGAAAAUCACAAGUUUUUAUUGGGUGGAUUCCUUAGUAGCACUCUGCUGGAUAAAAAACAGUAAGCCCUGGAAACAGUUUGUAAGGAACCGGGUCCACAAAAUUCUAGAACUAACAGACAGGUCAGAAUGGAAGUUUUGUCCAGGUGUCUUAAACCCAGCAGAUUUACCCUCGCGCGGGCUUUGCGGAAAGGACCUUUCAAGGAAUGUGUUUUGGUUUGAAGGUCCCGAGUUCUUGAAGCAAAGAAUUGAAUUGUGGCCAUCCAUUGAUAUAACUGACAAGGAAGCCCACGAAAUUGCCUUGAAGGAGGAAGCCAACAAUUCUCACAUGAUAACACACACGUUGUCUAGUUCGACGGAUGUUUUGAGUAUACAGAAUUUAGUAAACAUAGAACGAUUUGGGAGUAAACGUAAGCUUCUUGGCACCCUGGCUUGGGUUUUCAGAUUCGUAGGAAACUGUAAGGCAUCGUUAACUAACCAAACCCCCGAUUUAAAUGAGGAGUUAAGAAACGAAGAAAUUGAACGAGCAGAAUACAAAUUGUUAAGUUACAUUCAAAGAGAAGAAUUUUCAGAAGAGUAUGAAUAUUUGCGUGGUAAAAUGGUAACCAAGCCUCCUUUAAAAGUUAAGCAAUUCAAUUUGUUUUUAGAUAACAACGGCGUUAUAAGAGCGAGAUCUCGGAUAACCAACGCUUCUGUUCCAGAUUCUACGAAAACGCCAAUUUUGUUACGUCCCUAUAACUGGUAUUCAAAAUUUUGUGCUCGUAGAGGAUUGCCGCGUAAAUUAUAUAGCGACAACGCUAAGACGUUUAAGGCUGCUUCUAAAGAGGUAAAGCAGAUUCUUAAUUCGAAAAACGUGAAAAGCAUGAUCGUAGAUAAAGGCGUCGAUUGGGAAUUCAUAGUACCAAAAAGCCCAUAG
Messenger RNA from Rhopilema esculentum, 4320 nucleotides. NCBI's taxonomy places the organism in Eukaryota, Metazoa, Cnidaria, Scyphozoa, Rhizostomeae, Rhizostomatidae. The record is from RefSeq and is a predicted model, not a curated record.